CCUGCUCCAGGCACUGCUGCAAGAAGUAAGCAGGGUUCCACCUUUAAUUUAUGCAGCAAAAAGCUCCAACCAUGUGUGAGCUGUUUCCGAUAAGGAAAUUGAAAGUGAAAGAAAGACUCGAUACAGAUGUAAAGCAGUGAGCAGCAAAUGAAUGUUAAUACAUUCUUUUAGAUCGUUUUUUUCACCAUUACGUGGGACGAUCAGCAUGCAUCAAGACAUCAGUGAAGAUGAUAUUGAGCUGGAGAAAAGUAUCCGGAGGUUCAGGGAGAUGUUUCAUGCAAAAGUUGCUCCUGUGCCGAGAGCAAAGUCUCUGAUGAGGAGGUACAACAAUGACUACGACCUGGUGACUCAAAAAAUCAUGCAGCUGAAGGACCAGGAUGAUGACCCAGAGGGUGAAGCUGAGAACCAGGUAGAGCGUGGUGCAAUGGAUGUGAAUGAAGACAAUGUUGACCAAGACCUCCAGGACGUUGCGGAUCGGUUAAGGGUCCUUCCGUUAACAGAGGAUAAUGUGCGAAUGUUCAACAUGGCAAGGAGAACUGAGAUUCCCUAUAGUCAAAGACAAUUCUCGUGCAUACAGUGCGUUAGAGAUUGGUGGAGGGAGGUACCAGAGAGGAAACAGGUCUCGAGAUGUCGUUACUGUAAAAGAAGAUAUGAUGCGGUGCCGAAGGAUCAGGAGUGGGGUCUUGCUGCGUACACUUGCCAAAACUGCAGUCAUUCUUUCAGGAGCUAUGGACAGAUGGGGGUUCCUGCGCCAUGCUACAGAUGCCGGAAUAUUGUCCUUCCCAUCCAAAUCAUUCCACCCCAACGGAAUCCAUCCAGAUUGGGAAACAGGAGUCAGAAUCCACAUGGCUGCUGUGCGGAGGACUGUUACAACCGGCAAGAACCCUAUGUUCCUGGUACACACUGUGUUCAUCCUAGGACACGGCAAGUACGCGGUUUACCCAGAGUGCUGUAUUCCAGCCAGAACCAUGAGUCUACAGGCUCUACUGUGGCCAGCUGUAUCAGCCAAGGCUCCUCAAUGGAGUGCGACAUUGAAGAAAUCAUACAGGAGGAUCUGAGGGCAAUCCCAGAGGAAGAUGAAGAUGAAGAUGAAGAUGAAGAUGAAGAUGAAGAUGAAGAUGAAGAUGAAUGAAUUGCAUGAGCUGCAACUCCUCCACAGGAGCCAUCUUGUCCCUCGGAAUCCAUGAUGAGGAUGAGCCAAGAAUGAAUGCACAGUGGAAUUGGGAGACAUUCCCAUUUUGAAUGUUGGAACCCAGGCGGAGAAGACUGAGGCUCUGCAGGCCAUUGUAAAGCUUGAAUAGCCAGUAGAGUUUCGGUAAUUUGUUCGUGAAAGCAUUCUUGCUUUGAACUGUUUAUCCUUUGCAGGAAUCAUUUCAUUAAACAGUCUCCCAAAUA
Messenger RNA from Rhincodon typus (whale shark), 1395 nucleotides. Its product is annotated as shiftless antiviral inhibitor of ribosomal frameshifting protein homolog. Bases 152 to 1132 code for a protein of 326 amino acids. The record is from RefSeq and is a predicted model, not a curated record. Gene Ontology annotation, molecular function: sequence-specific mRNA binding; ribosome binding. The transcript is spliced from 8 exons. Lineage: Eukaryota; Metazoa; Chordata; Chondrichthyes; Orectolobiformes; Rhincodontidae. Gene Ontology annotation, biological process: innate immune response; viral translational frameshifting.